Podarcis raffonei (Aeolian wall lizard) is the source of this 2931-nucleotide messenger RNA. RefSeq names its product kinesin family member 25 (gene KIF25). The transcript is spliced from 16 exons. Gene Ontology annotation, biological process: microtubule-based movement. The record is from RefSeq and is a predicted model, not a curated record. NCBI's taxonomy places the organism in Eukaryota, Metazoa, Chordata, Lepidosauria, Squamata, Lacertidae. Gene Ontology annotation, molecular function: ATP binding; microtubule binding; microtubule motor activity. Bases 156 to 2057 code for a protein of 633 amino acids.
UGAAGAGGCUUUCGCCUCUCUCCUGGACCAGCAAACUUGCAGGAUGCGGCCCGGGGAUGGGAUAAGCCUGAGCUUUGCGUCGCAGCAGCGGAUCCGGCAGCUGGAGCAGAAGCUGCGCACAAAGCAAGAACGGAUCAUAGUGCUAGAAACAGAAAAUGCCCUUCUGCAUCUCAAGCUGGCAAAACUUCCCUGCGAGUACUUACCAGAAUAACGUGCUGGAGAAAUAUGAUGACUGCAGUGCUUCGAAGUCUUCACAUGUAUCUCUUCAGGAGCUUACAAUUUUAUCUCAGAUGAAACCAUUUGUGACAUGGACUGCCUGCAUCUUGAUACUUAGCUUGCAAGAAACAACCAUCAAAGGCAGGUUGCAGCUCUGGCGCACACCAAAGAGCACUGACUGGCCUAGCCAGAAAAGGAUGAAUCAAGGAAUUAUUGGGAAAAUCUCAGGCAAAGAAGCAAAUGAUAGCUUUGCUUAUUACAAGCAGCAGAGGUGUCAUGGAAGUGUCAGAUCCGUUAUAAUCCAGCUGCAUGAAGCCAUACAGAACUUAAAGCAAGAAGUGAAGAAUCUCCGUUUGUCUGCCCUCACAUUCUCCAGAGAUGUCCAGCAUCAGAGCAAAACUUACCUUGGUCAGAUUUUGGCUGCUGUCCAAAGGCUUCAGAUGCAUAAUGAGGCUAUGCAAACCUUUCAGACCAGAGCCUUUGAACUUGAGCAGUCCUUGCAUGAAGUAAACGAGCGAUACCAGAAAGAAAAACAAAGGAGAAAAGUACUUCAUAACAGUUUAAUUGAACUAAGGGGAAAUAUCAGAGUCCAUUGCAGGAUCCGCCCAUUGUUACCAUUUGAUACACCUCCUGGAGAGUCAGACUUAAAAGACAGGCAGAGAAACAUCCCAGAAAAUGUGGUGUGUGAAGCUGAUGAUGAAACCGUCUUUGUAAAAUGCAACCGUCCCGGUCAUGCUUUGAUAAACAAGACGUUCCAGUAUGAAAGAGUUUACAGUGCUUCUGAUUCUCAAGUGACAGUGUUUGCAGAUGUAGCCCCUUUGCUAACAUCUCUGUUGGAUGGGUACAAUGUGUGCAUUAUGGCUUACGGACAGACUGGAAGCGGGAAAACGCACACAAUGUUGGGUCCACAGUCUGAGAGUAAUUUCACUUUCUCCAUGGAAGACGAGCAAGACUUAGGAAUUAUACCUAGAGCUAGUGAAGAAGUAUUCAGACUCCUUUCAGAAAAGCCGCUAGGAAGCCAUUGGGUUGAGGUUUCUGUCGUGGAAGUAUAUAAUAAUGAAGUUUUUGAUCUUCUGGCCAAAGACAGCUAUGGAAGAAUGAGUGGUGUCAAAAGGGACAUAAUCACAAAUAAGGAAGGAAAAAGCGAUAUCCCACUCCUUACCCAUGAGCCUGUUGAAGAUGCUGUGGAGUUUUUGGAACUAGUUAAUAAGGGCUUACAACUGAGAGUCAAACAUCCGACACUUGUCCAUGCUCACUCCUCUCGUUCUCAUCUUGUGAUAACCUUGACAGUAACCACAAAGGCUGACUCAGAGGAUAACUUGGCAACUCCUUGGGCAGGUGACCGUUCGAGUCCAAAGAUGGGUAGAAAACAUUUCCUCACUUCUCCUUGCUCAGUGAAAGAUGACAAGCCUUCCCUUCCUUCUAGAGCUUCUUCUCCGACACUGUUUUUCAAUGAAUCUACAGAAAAACUUAAGCGAAUGAGAACGAAACUGCAGCUGGUGGAUUUGGCUGGCAGUGAAUGUGCUGGCAUGUCUGGUGUGACCGGGUCAGUCCUGAGAGAGACAUCCUUCAUUAACCGCAGCUUGUCUGCUUUGGCUGAUGUGCUUGGAGCCAUAUCAGAACAGCGCUCUCAUGUGCCAUAUAGAAACAGCAAACUUACCCAUUUACUUCAGGAUUCCAUAGGGGGUGAUGCGAAGUUGCUGGUGGUGCUGUGUGUCUCCCCCAGCCAAAAGUAUAUCACAGAGUCACUGCAAACCCUGGGGUUCGGAUCUCGUGCACGGCAAGUUCAGAGAGGGCAUGCAAAGAAAAGAAACCAACCAGCGCUGAGCAAGUCCAAAUAAGAAACACGACUCCUGUGGAUUGAAGCAUUAUUAAUGAGUUCCUCAGACUGAAAUGUAUCUUGUUGUCAUAAAGCUGAAAACUGCCAGUUAAAAUAAGCACUCCAUAUUGGCAAGCCCUAAAAUUGCUUGGCAGUGUGUCUUUGUUCCAAGAAUAAUUGCAUGAGUUAACAAACAGCUACCACUAAGGGUAGAUGAGCAUGUCUAUCAUUCCUUUUUUGGGAGAGCAGUGGGAUGAUAAUGUUUUACAAGGCAAAUCAUUUUGGAAUAGCAAAACAAGGGCAGAACCCCCCACGGCUGAAAUCUCUGUUACUUAGUGCUGCUAGCUAACAGAGCAGAGCGACAAGAGAAUGCCAGACACAUUGCGGUGCACAGUGGGUGGCAUCUACCAUGAAGAAUUCAAUCAGGCUAGCUGCUACAACUCCUAGAUCUCUUUCCUGCUCAGCACCUUCCUGUUUGGACCCCAAAUGUAUAUAUGUGAAGUUGGGAUUUUUUGUCUCUGUGUACACUUGAAAAUUGCUUAUGCUGAAUCACACCUGCCAUUCUAAUUACAAUUCACCCAGGUUGGAGAUAUCCUUUUGGAGCUCCUCACAAUGUCUUUUUGUUUUAAACACCCCAAACAGAUUGAUAUUAUCAGCAAACUUGGUUACUUCACUGCUCACUGCCAAUGCAAGUAAGGAAAUCUGUUGUGUAAUUUCCCUUGGCAGUGAGCACAGGGGAGUAAACAUUUGCUUGGAUAUUUUUAUUAAGGAGAAAACACUUAAUUAAAAUUCACCUUCAGAAGAGAGAAUAUUCCUGCUCAGAGCUUUACAACAUAUCAGAGUCUCAAGUGAUUUUUAAAAAUAUUUUGGUCACAAAAUAAAUUGGCUGUAAUUUC